This is a messenger RNA of Paramuricea clavata, 15841 nucleotides long. The record is from the annotation of a GenBank genome assembly. Lineage: Eukaryota; Metazoa; Cnidaria; Anthozoa; Malacalcyonacea; Plexauridae.
GACAAGGAUCCUGGCUGUGGGGACAAGGUUCUUGGCCGUGAGGACAAGGUUCGUGGGCGUGAGGACAAGGUUCCUGGCGGUGAAGACAAGAUUCUUGGCGUUGAGGAAAAAGUUCCUGGCAGUGAGAACAAGGUUACUGGCUGUGAGGACAAGGUUACUGCCAUGAGCAGAAGGUUGCUGGCCGUGAGGACGAGGUUUCUGGCGGUGAGGACAAGGUUCCUGGCGGUGAGGACAAGGUUCCUGGCCGUGAGAACAAUGUUCCUGGCCAUGAGGACAAUGUUCCUGAGGGUGAGGACAUGGUUCCUGGCGGUGAGCACAAGGUUCCUGGCGCUGAGGAAAAGGUUUCUGGCGGUGAGGACAAGGUUCUUCGCGAUGAGGAAAAGGUUCCUGGCGGCGAGGACAAGGUUAUUGGCUGUGAGAACAAGGUUACUGGUGGUGAGGACAAUGUUCCUGGGCGUGAGAAAAAGGUUCCUGGCGGUGCGUGCAAGGUUCCUGUCCGUCAGGAAAAGGUUCCUGGGCGUGAGGACAAGGUUCGUGGCGCUGAGGACAAGGUUUCUGGCCGUGAGCACAAGGUUGCUGGCGGUGACGACAAGGUUACUGGCUGUGAGGGCAAAGUUCCUGGCGGUGAGGACUAGGUUACUGGCGGUGAGGACAAGGUAACUGGCGGUGAGGACAAGCUUCCUUGCCGUGAAGACAAGGUCACCAGCGGUGAGGACUAGGGUCCACGCUGUGAGAUCAAUGUUCCUGGCCGUGAGGACAAGGUUCCUUGCGGCGACGACAAGGUUACUACCUGUGAGGACUAGAAGGUUCCUCAGUGAGAACAAGGUCCUUCACUUUGAGGAUAAGGUUCCUCACUCUGAGGACAAGGUUCCUCAAUCUGAUCACAAGGUUCCUCAUUCUGAGGACAACGUUCUUUACUGUGAGGACAAGAUUCUUCGCUCUGAGGACAAGGUUCUUCACUCUGACGAGAAGGUUCCUCACACUGAGGACAAGGUUCCUUACUUUGAGGACAAGGUUCUUAACUCUGAGGAUAAGGUUCUCCACUAUGAUAACAAGGUUCUUGACUCUGAGGACAAGGUUCUUCACACUGAGUACAAGGUUCUCCACUCUGAGGACAAGUUUCUUGACAGUGAGGAGAAGGUUCUUCACACUGCGGACAAGGUUCUUCACGUUGAGGACAAGGUUCUUCAUUCUGAGGACAAGGUUCCUCACACUGAGGAGAAGGUUCUUCACUCUGAGGACAAGGUUCAUCACUCUGAGGAGAAGCUUCCUCAUUCUAAGGACACGUUUCCUCACUCUGAGGACAAGGUUCUUCACUCUGAGGACAAAGUUUUCACUCUGAGGACAAGGUUCUUCACCCUGACGACAAGGUUCCUCACACUGAGGACAAGGUUCUUCACUCUGAGGACAAGGCUCCUCACUGUAAGGACAAGGUUCUUCACUCUGAGGACAAGGUUCUUCACUAUAAGGACAGGGUUCUUCACCCUGAGGACAAGGUUGCUCACACUCAGGACAAUGUUCUUCACUCUGAGGACAAGGUUCCUCACUCUGAGGACAACGUUCUUCAAUCCGAGGACAAGGCUUCUCACACUGACGGCAAGGUUCCUCAGUUUGCGGACAAAGUUGGUCACUCUGAGGACAAGGUUCCUCACUCUGAGGACAACGUUCUUUACUGUGAGGAGAAGAUUCUUCACUCUGAGGACAAGGUUCUUCACUCUGACGACAAGGUUCCUCACACAGAGGACAAGGUUCCUUACUUUGAGGACAAUGUUCUUAACUCUGAGGAUAAGGUUCUCCACUGUUAGGACAAGCUUCUUGAAUCUGGGGACAUUGUUCUUCACGCUGAGUACAAGGUUCUCCACUCUGAGGACAAGUUUCUUGACUCUGAGGACAGGCUCUUCACACUGAGUGCAAGGUUCUUCACCCUGAGAACAAAUUUCCUUACUCUGAGUACAAGUAUCUUCACUAUGAGGACAAGGUUCUUCACUCUGAGGACAAGGUUCUUCACGCUGAAGACAAGGUUCUUCACUCUGAGGAGAAGGUUCCUCACACUGAGGACAAGUUUCUUCACUCUGAGGACAAGGUUCCUCACUCUGAGGACAAGGUUUCUCACUCCGAGGAAACGGUUCCUCACUCUGAGGACAAGCUGCUCCACUCUGAGGACAAGGUUCCUCACUCUGAGGACAAGGUUCCUCACUCUGAGGACAAGGAUACUCACUCUACAACGUCCUUUACUGUGAGGACAAGAAUCUUCACUCUGAGGACAAGGUUCUUCACUCUGACGACAAGGUUCCUCACACUGAUGAAAAGGUCCUUACUUUGAGGACGAGGUUCUUAAAUCUGAGGAUAAGGUUUUCCUCUAUGAAGAAAAGGUUCUUGACUCUGGGGACAAGGUUCUUCACACUGAGUACAAGGUUCUCCACUCUGAGGACAAGUUUCUUGACUCUGAGGACAAGGCUAUUCACUCUGCGGAGAAAGUUCUUCACGCUGAGGACAAUGUUCUUCACUUUGAGGACAAGUUUCCUCACACGGAGGAGAAGGUUCUUCACUCUGGGGACAAGAUUACUUACUCUGAGGACAAGGUUCAUCUUUCUGGGACAAGUUUCCUCACUCUGAGGACAAGCUGCUUCACUCUGAGGACAAGGUUCAUCACUCUGAGGAUAAGUUUCUUCACUCUGAGGACAAGGUUCUUCACUCUGACGACAAGGUUCUUCAAUAUGAGGACAAGGUUACUCACUCCAAGAACAAGUUUCCUCACACUGAGGACAAGGUUCUUUACUCCGAGGACAAGAUUCUUCACUCUGAGGACAAGGUUCUUCAUUCUGACGAUAACGUUCCUCACACUGAGGACCAGGUUCCUCAUUUUGAGAAGAAGGUUGUUCACUCUGAGGAUAAGGGUCUCCACUCUGAAGACAAGGUUCUUGACUCAGAGGGCAAGGUUCUUCACUCUGAGGACAAGGUUCUUCACUCUGAGGACAAGGCUCUUGACUCUGAGGAAGAGGUUCUUCAGUCUGAGGAAAAGGUUCCUCACACUGAGGCAAGGUUCUUCACUCUGAGGACAAGGUUCCUCACGGUGAGGACAAUGUUCUUCACUCUGAGGACAAAGUUCCUCACUCUCAGGACAAGGUUCUUCAAUGCGAGGACAAGGCUCCUCACACUGACGCAAGGUUCGCUUUGAGGACAAGGUUGUUCACUCUGAGAACAAAGUUCUUCACUCUGACGACAAGGGUCUUCACUCUGAAGACAAGUUUCCUCACACUGAGGACAUGGUUCUUCAAUCUGAGUACAAGGUUCUUCACCUUGAGGACAAGGUUCCUCACUCUGAGGACAAGGUUCUUCACUAUGAGGACAAGGUCCUUCACUAUGUGGACAAGGUUCUUCACCCUGAGGACAACGUUCUUCACUAAGAGGAUAAGGUUCAUCACUCUGAGCACAAGGUUCCUCACUCUGAGGACAAAAUUCCUCACUCUGAGUAAAAACUGCUUCCACUCGCAGGACAAGGUUCCUCACUCUGAGAAUAAGUCUCUUCACUCCGAGGACAACAUUCUUCACCCUCAGGACAAGUUUCCUCACACUGAGGACAUGGUUCUUCACUCAGAGGACAAGGUUCUUCACUCUGAAGACAAGGGUCUUCACUCUGAGGACAAGGUUCUUCACUCUGAGGACAAGGUUCUUCAAUAUGAGGACAAGGUUACUCACUCCAAGAACAAGUUUCCUCACACUGAGGACAAGGUUCUUUACUCCGAGGACAAGAUUCUUCACUCUGAGGACAAGGUUCUUCAUUCUGACGAUAACGUUCCUCACAAUGAGGACCAGGUUCCUCAUUUUGAGAAGAAGGUUGUUCACUCUGAGGAUAAGGGUCUCCACUCUGAAGACAAGGUUCUUGACUCAGAGGGCAAGGUUCUUCACUCUGAGGACAAGGUUCUUCACUCUGAGGACAAGGCUCUUGACUCUGAGGAAGAGGUUCUUCAGUCUGAGGAAAAGGUUCCUCACACUGAGGCAAGGUUCUUCACUCUGAGAACAAGGUUCCUCACGGUGAGGACAAUGUUCUUCACUCUGAGGACAAAGUUCCUCACUCUCAGGACAAGGUUCUUCAAUGCGAGGACAAGGCUCCUCACACUGACGCAAGGUUCCUCGCUUUGAGGAAAAGGUUGUUCACUCUGAGAACAAAGUUCUUCACUCUGACGACAAGGGUCUUCACUCUGAAGACAAGUUUCCUCACACUGAGGACAUGGUUCUUCAAUCUGAGUACAAGGUUCUUCACCUUGAGGACAAGGUUCCUCACUCUGAGGACAAGGUUCUUCACUAUGAGGACAAGGUCCUUCACUAUGUGGACAAGGUUCUUCACCCUGAGGACAACGUUCUUCACUAAGAGGAUAAGGUUCAUCACUCUGAGCACAAGGUUCCUCACUCUGAGGACAAAAUUCCUCACUCUGAGUAAAAACUGCUUCCACUCGCAGGACAAGGUUCCUCACUCUGAGAAUAAGUCUCUUCACUCCGAGGACAACAUUCUUCACCCUCAGGACAAGCUUCCUCACACUGAGGACAUGGUUCUUCACUCAGAGGACAAGGUUCUUCACUCUGAAGACAAGGGUCUUCACUCUGAGGACAAGGUUCUUCACUCUGAGGACAAGUUUCCUCACACUGAGGACAUGGUUCUUCAAUCUGAGGACAAGGUUCUUCAGACUGAGUACAAGGUCCUUCACCUUGAGGACAAGGUUCCUCACUCUGAGGACAAGGUUCUUCUUCACUAUGAGGACAAGGUCCUUCACUAUGAGGACAAGGUUCUUCACCCUGAGGACAACGUUCUUCACUCUGGGGAUAAGGUUCAUCACUCUGAGCACAAGGUUCCUCACUCUGAGGACAAGAUUCCUCACUCUGAGUACAAACUGCUUCCACUAGGAGGACGAGGUUCCUCACUCUGAGAAUAAGUCUCUUCACUCUGAGAAUAAUAUUCUUCACCCUGAGGACAAGGUUCCUCACCCUGAGGACAAGGUUCUUCACUCUGAGGAGAAGGUUCUUCAGACUGAGUACAAGGUUCUUCACCCUGAGGACAAGGUUCCUCACUCUGAGGACAAGGUUCUUCUCUAUGAGGACAAGGUUCUUCACUCUGAGGACAAGUUUCUUCACGCUGAGAAAGAGGUUUCUCACUCUGAGGAUACGGUUCAUCACCCUGAGCACAAGGUUCCUCACUCUGAGGACAAGAUUCCACACUCUGAGUACAAGCUGCUUCACUCGGCGGACAAGGUUCCUCACUCUGAGGAUAAGAUUCUUCACUCUGAGGACAAGGUUCUUCACUCUGAGGACAAGAUUCCUCCCACUGAGGACAAGGUUCUUCACUCUGAGGACAAGGUCCCUCACCCUGAGGACAAGCUACCUUACUCUGAGGACAAGGUUCUUUACUCUGAGGACAAGAUUCUUCACUUUGAGGACAAGGUUCUUCACUCUGAGGAUAAGGUUCUCCACUCUGAUGAGAAGGUUGUUGACUCUGAGGACAAGGUUCUUCACUCUGACGACAAGGUUCUUCACUCUGAGGUCAAUGCACUUCACUCUGAGGACAAGGUUCUUCACUCUGAGGACAAGGUUGCUCACACUGAGGACAAGGUUCUUCACUCUGAGGACAAGUUUCUUCACGCUGAGAAAGAGGUUUUUCACUCUGAGGAUACGGUUCAUCACCCUGAGCACAAGGUUCCUCACUCUGAGGACAAGAUUCCACACUCUGAGUACAAGCUGCUUCACUCGGCGGACAAGGUUCCUCACUCUGAUGAUAAGAUUCUUCACUCUGAGGACAAGGUUCUUCACUCUGAGGACAAGAUUCCUCCCACUGAGGACAAGGUUCUUCACUCUGAGGACAAGGUUCCUCACUUUGAGGACAAGGUUAUUUAAACUCUGAGGACAACGUUCUUCACUCUGAGGACAAGAUUCUUCAAUCUGCGGACAAGUUUCCUCGCUCUGAGGACAAGGUUCUUCACUAUGAGGACAAGGUUCUUCACUCUGAGGACAAGGUUGUUCUCGCUGAGGACGAGGUUUUUCACCCUGAGGACAAUGUUCCUCACACUGAGGACAAGAUUCCUCACUCUGAGGACAAGGUUCCUCACACUGAGGACAAGGUUCUUCAAUUUAAGUCAAGGCUCCUCACAGUGUGGACAAGGUUCCUCACUUUGAGGACAAGGUUAUUUAAACUCUGAGGAGAAGGUCCUUCACUCUGAGGGCAAGGAUCUUCACUCUGAGGACAAGGUUCUUCACACUGUGGGCAAGGUUCCUCACUUUGAGGACAAGGUUCUUCACUCUGAGGACAUGGUUCUUCACGCUGAGGACAAGGUUCUUCACUCUGAGGACAAGGUUAUUCACGCUGAGGACAAGGUUCUUAACACUGAGGACAAGGUUAUUCACUCUGAGGACAAGGUUCUUCACUCCGAGGACAAGGUUCUUCACUCUGAGGACAAGGUUCCUCACACUGAGGACAAGGUUCUUCAAUCUGAGGACAAGGUUCCUCACACUGUUGACAACGUUACUCACUUUGAAAAGAAAGUUCUUUACUAUGAGUACAGGUUUCUUCACUCUGAGAACAAGGUUCUUUACGCUGAGGACGCGCUUUUUCACCCUGAGGACAAAGUUCCUCACUCUGAGGACAAGGUUCCUCACUCUGAGGACAAGGUUCUUCACUCUGAGGACAAGGUUCCUCACACUGAGGACAAGGUUCUUCACUCUGAGGACAAGGUUCCUCACACUGAGGACAAGGUUCUUCAAUCUGAGGACAAGGUUCGUCACACUGUUGACAAGGUUACUCACUUUGAGGAGAAUGUUCUUUACUAUGAGUACAAGGUUCUUCACUCUGAGAACAAGGUUCUUUACGCUGAGGACGCGCUUUUUCACCCUGAGGACAAAGUUCCUCACCCUGACGACAAAGUUCUUCACUCUGAGGACAAGGUUCUUCACUCUGAGGACAAGGUUCUUUACGCUGAGGACGAGUUUUUCACCCUGAGGACAAUGUUCCUCACACUGAGGACAAGAUUCUUCACUCUGAGGACAAGGUUGUUCACUCCGAGGACCAAGUUCUUCACUCUGAGGACAGGGUUCCUCACUCUGAGGACAAGGUUCUUCAAUCCGAGGACAAGGUUCCUCACACUGUGGACAAGGUUCCUCACUUUGAGGACAAGGUUCUUCACCCUGAGGACAAGGUUCUUCAAUCUGAGGACAAAAGUUCCUCACUCUGAGGACAAGGUUCCUCACUCUGAGGACAAGGUUCUUCACUCUGAGGACAAGGUUCCUCACACUGAGGACAAGGUUCUUCAAUCUGAGGACAAGGUUCCUCACACUGUGGACAAGGUUACUCACUUUGAGGAUAAGGUUCUUUACAAUGAGUACAGGGUUCUUCACUCUGAGAACAAGGUUCUUCACGCUGAGGACGCGCUUUUUCACCCUGAGGACAAAGUUCCUCACACUGACGACAAGGUUCUUCACUAUGAGGACAAAGUUCUUCACUCUGAGGACAAGGUUCUUCACGCUGAGGACGAGUUUUUCACCCUGAGGACAAUCUUCCUCACACUGAGGACAAGAUUCCUCACUCUGAGGACAAGGUUCUUCACUCUGAGGACAAGGUUCUUCACUCUGAGGAAAGGUUCUUCACACUGAGGAGAAGGGUCCGCACUCUGACAACAAGGUUCCCCACUCUGAGGACAAGGUUCCUCACUCUGAGAACAAGGUUCCUCACACUGUGGACAAGGUUCCUCAUUUUGAGGACAAGGUUCUUCACUCUGAGGACAAGGUUCUUCACUCUAAAGACAGGGUUCUUCACUCUGAGGACAAGAUUCCUCACUCUGAAGUCAAGGUACUUCAAUCUGAGGACAAGGUUCCUCACACUGUGGACAAGGUUCCUCACUUUGAGGACAAGGUUCUUCACUCUGAGGACAAGGUUCUUCACCCUGAGUACAUGGUUCUUCAUUCCGAAGGCAAGGGUCCUGACUCUAAGGACAAGGUUCCUCACUCUGAGGACAAGGUUCUUCAUGCUGAGGACAAGGUUCCUCACACUGUGGACAAGGUUCCUCACUUUGAGGACAAGGUUCUUCACUCUGCGGACAACGUUCCUCACACUGAGGACAAGGUUCUUCGCUCUGAGGACAAGGUUCCUCACUCUGAGGACAAAGGUUCCUCACUCUGAGGACAAGGUUCCUCACACUGAGAACAAGGUGCUCACUCUGAGGACGAGGUUCCUCACUUUGAGGAAAAGGUUCCUCUCUCUAAGGACAAGGUCCCUCACUCUGAGGAGAAAGAUCCUCACUUUGAGGACAAGGUUCUUCACCCUGAGGAGAAAGUUGCUGACACUGAGGACAAAGUUCCCGACACCGGGUGCAAGGUUCCUCUCUUUUAGGCCAAGGUUCCUCACUCUGAGGACAAGGUUCCUCACCCUGAGGACGAGGUUCUUCAGACUGAGGAGAAGGUUCCUCACACUGAGGACAAGGUUCCUCACUUUGAAGACAUGUUUCAUCACACUGAGGACAAGAUUAUUCUCUCUGAGGACAAGGUUAUUCACUGUGAAUACAAGGUUCUUCAUUCUGUGGUCUAGGUUCUUCACUCUGAGGACAAAGUUCUUCACUCUGACGACAAGGUUCUUUUCACUCAGAGGACAAAGUAGUUCACUCUGAGGAGUAGGUUAUUGAUUCUGACGACAAGGUUCUUCACUCUGAGGGCAAGGUUCCUCACUCUGAGGACUAGGUUCUUCACUCUUGAGGACAAGGUUCCUCCCUCUUAGGAGAAGUUUCUUCAGUCUGAAGACAAGGUUCUUCACUCUGAAGACAAGGUUCUUCACAGUGAGAACAAGGUUCUUCGCUCUGAGGACAAGAUUCCUCACUCUGAGGACAAAGGUUCCUUACUCUGAGGACAAGUUUCCUCACUCUGAGGACAAGAUCCUUACUCUGAGGACAAGGUAAGACUCUGAGGACAAGGAUCAUCACUCUGAGAGCAAGGUUCUUCACUCUGAGGACAAGUUUCUUCAUUCUGCGUGUAAAUGUAUAUAUUAGCAUAAUUAGUCAUUCAAAUUGUAGUGCAUGUGCUAAGAUGUGACACGCCGAAAUUAGUUAUUAGGAAUUGAGAAUUAGACGUAUGAACAACCUUUCGAAGCAGUUUAAACAUUGGACAAAUAUGUAAGUUAUCUAGUUAGAAAUUGAACAUGAUUUUAUUUGAUUUUAGCUUAGCUUAAUCUAAUAUUUAUUGCAUUAACUUUGUAGUUUACGAAUUCAAAUUAUACAACUAACGACAAAGUCUACGCGAAUUCAGUAAAAUAGUCUAAACAGAAGCCACGACACCUCUUGAAAGUCGGUGAUAGGUCUUGAGAGUCGAAUCGCUUCAGCUACAGUAAAAUAUUUCGGCAAUAUUGACCCUGCUUCUCGGUUUGUGAAAUGGUUUUCUUUUAUGUAAACUGAACUUGACUUAUGGAGUAAUUAUUCGUUUGGUCAUGGAUGAACUCCACGGGAUUUCGCAAGACGAAUUUGUCGAAGUCGAAGAUUGGCCAAUUCAAAAUAUCGAGGAUAACGAGAGGCUAGGCCAACAAGAACGAGGACGUUAACAGAGAAAGGAGCAGCCUACAAGAUAGAAAUUCUACGGCGUAGUAAAGACGACGCUUACUCAAAAUUGAAAAAACAGAUCAAAACACUUCGUAGUCUAUUAACGAGCGACGUCACGCUUGAAGAGUUUGAAGCUGAAAGGAAUAAACUUGAUCUGCUUAAAGAGGACGUUAACGAAGCGUAUAUAAAUUACGGCGAUGUAUUGACUUUAGAAGAAGAUAAAGAUUCUUCGUAUAAGUGGUUUGAUCAAUGCGAUCGCGAGUUUCAAGAGUUUCGAGCGCGAGUAACUGAGAAAAUACACGUUCUUGAAAGAGAUAUAUCAAGUCGAAGGCUCUCACCAUCGAUUUUAAAUUAUUCAGAAACUUCCCAUCGUUCAAAGGGUUCAACUAAUUCUCAUCGUUCAAAGGGAUCAACUAAUUCCCAUCUGUCAAAGGGUUCAAGUAAAUCCCAUCGGUCAGAGGGUUCAAGUAAAUCCCAUCGGUCAGAGGGUUCAAGUAGAUCAUCGGCUCGGGAACGCAGAGCAUCGGCAGCGGCGAGAGUAGCAAGGCUCGUAGUCGAGAAAGAAUUUGUUGAUAAAGAAUCUGAGAUAAGAAAAUUACAGUUGUCAAAAAAAAUUGCAAUGGCAAACGCCGAGGAAAUUGCCAUGAAAAAGAUUGUCGAUGAAGAGGAAAAGAGCACCAGGAGAUACAAGAAUGUUACAACUGGCUUUCCGACUGAACCGGAUAAAAUGUUGUCUUCCAGUUCCAAGGCCGAAAGAGUGAUAAAGAACGAAACUGGUGUCAAAACAACUAUCAAACCAUCAGAAGAUCCCACGUCGAUUCUAUUUCCAAUUCCACCAAUUAAACCAGAAGGAUCUACAAUUAAACCAGAAGGAUCUACGUCGAGAAAUUUUGAAGAUAUUCAACUAAGACUUCCAGGUCUACCUGUGGAGAGAAAGCAAAUAGGGACUCAAAGUCAAACAACUGGAACCAAAUGUCAAUCAACUCAUCGAGAGAAUGAUGCAUCUAUCAAUGAUAUCUUAUGCUUGCAAGCCAAACAAACGGAGCUAAGUGCCAUGAUAGUUGAACAACAUCGGACAAGUUUGUUACCACUUCAAGAACCACCUGUGUUUGACGGCAAUUACUUUGAUUACCCAGUAUUUAUACGUGCUUUUGAAGUUAUUAUUGAAAGAAGAGUCUCAUCGAACAGAGAUCGACUUUAUUUUCUAAAUAAAUAUACCACAGGAAAAGCUAAUGAAGUAAUCAAGGUGUUUAUCACUUCAAGUUCCGAAUCAAGUUAUACGAAAGCGAAGCAACUUCUUGCUGAAAGAUAUGGCGACCCACAUCGGGUUUCUGAUGCUUACAAAGUCAAGUUGAAAAAAUGGCCGAAAGUUAAAGAUGGAGACAGCGUUGGAUAUCAAGAAUACUCAGAUUUCCUUUGUCGCUGCGCAGAAAUUAUGAAAGAAAUGAUAUAUAUGGACGACCUAAACUCCAGCGAGACAUUGAAAUUAAUUUCUGGAAAAUUGCCUACGUAUUCUGGAGUUAGAUGGUGUCGUUAUGCGUUUGAUAUAAAGAAGAAUAAGUAUCGACCAGUAGUAUUUGAAGAUAUAGUAAAGUUCGUUAAAGAAGAAGCAGAACUCGUUACAGAUCCAGUAUUUUCCCCAGAUGCUAUGAAAGCAGAUCGUAAACGAGAACUCGAGAAAGAAAUGGGAAAGAAAUUAAAGAUUCGUGGUGUGAACAAUUUUGAUACAUUAGCAUCUCAAAAUUCUAGCGUAAAGAACAAUAAACCAGUAGCAGAUUGUGUCAAGUGUCUAAAGUCUCAUCAUCUGAACGAUUGUGAAGAUUUCAGAAGAUUAACCUUAAAGGAACGUCAGCAAUUUGUUAAGAAAUCAGGACUUUGUUUCGGUUGUUUACGCGCCGGCCACCUCGCAAGGAAUUGUCGAAACAGACUAACCUGUAAAGAUUGCAAAAAACCUCAUCCAACUUCUCUCCAUUUCCCUUUCAAAGAUAAAGAAGAAGAGAUCCCCAAAGAACAAGAUCAAGGAACAAAGACCGAAGGUCGUAUCGUCAACAAUUGCACUAACAUUCGAAAAUACGCAAUCUCGAGUAGUGAUACAACAAACGCAGCUAUCAUACCAGUUUGGUUACGUCAUAAGGACAACCCAAAGAAAGAAGUUAUGGUGUACGCCUUGUUGGACAACGCGAGUGAUUCCACCUUCGUGAAGACAAGCAUCCUUGAAGAGCUUGGACUUAAAGGAACAGAUGUCAAACUCGAUCUUUUUACUAUGUCGGGAAAGCAAGAAAUAUCCGUUCAAAAGAUAGAAGGUUUGGUGGUGAAUCGCGUGGACAGAAGGGUCGAGAUAGAAUUACCGAAAUCGUAUUCUCGUGAUGUUAUUCCGUCAAGAAAGAAUCAGAUUCCUACACCAGCAACUGCUGAUAAUUGGACACAUCUCAGGAGAAUUAAAGAUAAACUGUAUCCAUAUCAGGACGGUGUGUGUGUUGGUGUACUCAUAGGAUGCAACUGUCCUAAAGCGAUAAAGCCUCGAGAAGUUAUCACUGGCAAAGGAGAUGAACCUUAUGCAGUACGCACUCUUCUUGGAUGGGCGGUGAUUGGUCCAGUAACACCAAAGUCAGAAUGCGGUGAAGAUGAAACAGAAAACAUUUCAUGUAACAGAAUUGUAACCAAAGAAAUAGGUACGCCUAACCCAACGAGAUGUAACUUCAUUGUCAGUCCUCAAGUUAAAGAAACCAUCAACCCAUCAACAGUGACACAAAUGUUUGAACAAGAUUUCUCGGAAAGGAACAGUGAUAUACAAGCAUAUUCCAUGGAUGACAAACGGUUUCUAGCUAAAGUGAAAGAAGGUAUCGUUCAUUGCGAAGAUUUGCACUAUGAGAUACCUUUGCCAUUUAAGCAGCCUAACCCUAAACUACCAAACAACCGUUGUGUUGCCCUCCGACGUCUAAAUCAAUUGAAAAGAAGAUUUGAAAGAGACAAAAAAUAUCGAGACGACUACAUCACUUUUAUGAAUGGGUUACUAAAGAAUGGCUAUGCCGAGAAAGUUUCUGAGAAGAAGUCCAGUGUUGACCAGGGCGGAGAGCAUGUUUGGUACAUCCCUCAUCAUGGAGUGUAUAAUCCAAUGAAACCAAACAAGAUUAGAGUAGUUUUUGAUUGUUCGGCCGAAUAUAAUGGUGAUUCCCUUAACAAACACUUAUUGCAAGGACCGGACUUGACCAAUAGUCUAUUUGGCAUCCUUUGUCGAUUUCGUCAAGAACCAGUGGGCGUAAUGUGUGACAUCGAAGCCAUGUUCCAUCAGGUGAAGGUGACUCCUGACUGUAGAGAUUAUUUACGCUUUUUAUGGUGGAAUGAUGGUGAUAUAUCGAGAGAACCUGACGAAUACAGAAUGGCAGUCCACUUAUUCGGCGCAACAUCAUCGCCUGGCUGUUGUAACUAUGCCCUGAAAAGCACUGCUGAUGAUAACGAGACGAGUGUUGGUUCUGAUGCCGCUGAAUUCCUGCGGAAAGAUUUCUACGUAGACGACGGUUUGAAAUCUUUGGCCACUACGUCAGAAGCAAUAUCUUUGAUGAAAGAAACAAAGGAGAUGUGUAGAAGAGGAGGAUUUAAUCUACAAAAAUUUACAUCCAACAAGAAGCAAGUAAUCGAAGCCAUUCCCAAGAAAGAUCGAGCAGAGAAGAUCAGAAACCUGGAUCUCACUAACGAGGAAAUGCCAAUAGAACGGGCCCUUGGCAUUCAGUGGUGCACCGAACGAGACGAGUUCCAGUUCAAUAUUAUGAUGAGAAGUCGACCAUGUACAAGACGUGGUGUUCUAUCAGCAGUGAGUUCUGUGUACGAUCCUUUGGGUUUUCUUGCUCCAGUCCUGUUGGAAGGCAAGCAGAUUCUGCAAGAACUUUGCAAAGAAAUGAUAGGGUGGGAUGAACCGAUUCCAGAAACGAUCAAGUUGCGUUGGGAGCGUUGGCGAUCAGAUCUAUCCCUUCUGAAGAAAUUUUCCGUUAAACGAUGUUUGAAACCUGAGAAUUUUGGUCGUGUUAUGCAAGUUCAGCUACAUUCGUUCUCUGAUGCCAGUACAAAGGGUUAUGGUCAGUGCACCUAUUUAAGACUGAAAGAUCACAAUGGCAAUAUUUAUUGCUCGCUCGUGAUGGCUAAAGCAAGAGUUACGCCUCUCAAACCUAUUACAAUCCCGAGACUCGAACUGACUGCCGCACUUGUUUCAGUAAAGAUCAGCGCCCAGUUGAAAAGAGAAUUAAAUUACGAAGAAAUUGAAGAGGUGUUUUGGACGGACAGUAGAGUCGUUCUAGGUUACAUAGCCAACGAGUCAAGAAGAUUUCAUAUCUUCGUAGCAAAUCGUGUACAACAGAUCCAGGAAGCGACAGAUUUUCAUCAGUGGAAUUAUAUCGAAAGUAAACAAAAUCCUGCUGAUCUAGCAUCGCGAGGUAUUCGUGCGAGUACACUUCUGAAAAAUCCCGUUUGGAUCAAGGGACCAGAGUUUUUGUGGGAAGAUGAAAGUCAAUGGGAAACAGUAACCUCGACGAGCAAUCAAGAUGCAGUGGAGUUAUCUGAAGAUGAUCCCGAAGUUAGAAGGGUUGUUACGUUGGCAACUGAAUUGGACAAAUCGACGGAAACUUUGUUAGAUCGAGUUGAGCGUUUCUCUGAUUGGCAACGUAUGCGAAGAGCUAUAGCAUUGUGUCUUCGUUAUCUAAAGUUAUUACAACAGCGAAGAGACAAAGGAGUCAAUAAAGAUUCGAUAAAUCUCCGAAAACGGCCGAUCAGACGAUGUGUUCCAGUUACUGUAAGCAGCAACAAAUCUAUUCCUAAAGAACGAAUAACUGUUGAACAGAUUCAAGAAGCAGAAACUAGAAUCAUUAAGACACUUCAAAAUGACCUCUUCGAAGACGAAAUCAAGAAAUUAAAGUCUAUUGAAGCCCUAGUCAAUCAGCAAGACCGAAAAUCGAAAACUGUCAAGAAAUCUUAUCUUAAGAGAAACAGUCGUCUUUAUCGUCUUGAUCCAUUUCUUGGUAGUGACGGCGUUCUGAGAGUUGGAGGUCGUCUUCGACAUUCCAGUGUUGGCUAUAAUGUAAAGUUUCCAAUAAUCCUACCGAAGGCUAGUCAUAUCACCACUCUUAUCAUAAGAUACUACCAUGAGCAAGUUGGUCAUCAGGGAAGAGGAAUGACUCUCAAUGAAAUACGAUCGAAUGGAUAUUGGAUCAUUAAUGGUGUUUCCGCUGUUGGUAGUUACAUUUCCAAGUGUUUUCUUUGUCGGAAGUUACGAAGAUCAGCUGAAAGUCAGAAAAUGGCCAAUCUUCCAGAAGAUCGUUUGGAACCAGCACCUCCUUUUACUUAUUGCGCUGUUGACUUUUUUGGUCCCUGGUACAUAAAGGAACGAAGAAAAGAAGUUAAAAGAUACGGUGUGCUCUUCACAUGUAUGUCAUCCAGGGCCAUACAUCUAGAAACCUCUGCUACAAUGGAGACCGACUCAUUUAUUAACGCCUUACGUAGGUUCAUAUGUCGAAGGGGACCAGUUCGCCAGAUCAGGAGUGAUCGAGGUACGAACUUCGUUGGAGCAAGUAAAGAACUUAAACAGGCUUUGACCGAAUUCAAUUAUGCAAAUAUAACAACGGAAUUACUGAAGAGGAAUUGUGAUUGGAUAGAGUUUAAAUUUAAUGUUCCUUCCGCUAGCCACAUGGGUGGCGUGUGGGAAAGACAAAUUAGGACAGUACGUAGUGUACUUUCUGCAUUAUUACAAAGUAAUGGAUCUCAACUUGAUGAUGAGUCAUUGAGAACUCUGAUGUGUGAAACGGAAGCCAUCGUUAACAGUCGUCCGUUGACCGUAAAUGAUUUAAAUGAUCCUGAUUCACUUCAACCGUUAACGCCAAGUCACCUUCUAACUAUGAAAAGUAGAGUAAUCCUUCCACCACCUGGUGUUUUUCAGUCGCCCGAUAGAUACUCGAGAAAACGUUGGAGAAGAGUACAACAUUUGGCUAAUGAGUUUUGGUCGAGAUGGAGGAAAGAAUUCUUGCUUAGUCUUCAAGCGCGGCAGAAGUGGUGCAAGCCACGCAAAGAUUUGGGUGUUGGUGAUAUUGUCCUCGUCAAGGAAUCAAAUUUACCAAGGAAUUUAUGGGAACUCGCUCGCGUUAUUAGAACGAAUAGAAGCAAAGAUGGACAUGUGCGUACCGUGAUGUUGGCCAAGGCAGACGGUUCUUUAGAUAGCAAAGGAGUACGGACAAGGUCACAAAGACAUUUGGAACGACCAAUUGAUAAAUUGAUAUUGCUUGUUGAAGGUGAAG